AUGCCUCAAAUAAGGACAUUAGCUGGAGGUAGAUAUUCCAACAAGGAUAUGGUUCUUAAAUGUGACAAUGGAGAUGAUUGUUUUAGCGACAAGUUUGAAGAAGAUGAAGAAACAAUGUUUCUUGUUAAGGCGAGAUCACGGAAAAGAAUUAGGAAUUUGGAUAGUGUGAUGACUGAAAUAAAUUCAGAUGAUGCAAGAGAGAAAAAUUAUGAGUCAAGGAAUGGUAAUGUGUGUACUGGAAGCAAGGAGAGAUGCAGUCCAAUAAAUGUGAAUGGUAAUGGAGAAGAUCGCUUAAAAUGCCAUCAGUGUAUGAAGAAAAAGUUUGUUGUUGUUCCUUGCACUAAGUGUAAGAAGAAAAUGUAUUGCAUCCAGUGUAUCAAGCAAUGGUACCCCCACUUAGAAGAAGAAGAAGUUUCGAUGCUUUGCCCAUUUUGCCGUAGAAACUGCAACUGUAAUGUGUGCUUGCACUCAAGUGGGAUGAUUAAGACUUCAAAGAGGGACAUACCCAGUCAUGAAAAGAUUCACCAUCUCCAGUAUUUGAUUUGUUCUUUGCUUCCGUAG
This is a messenger RNA of Quercus robur (English oak), 561 nucleotides long. RefSeq names its product lysine-specific demethylase JMJ29-like. Gene Ontology annotation, cellular component: chromatin; histone deacetylase complex. Gene Ontology annotation, biological process: regulation of transcription by RNA polymerase II. Gene Ontology annotation, molecular function: histone H3K9 demethylase activity; chromatin DNA binding; transcription coregulator activity. The record is from RefSeq and is a predicted model, not a curated record. NCBI's taxonomy places the organism in Eukaryota, Viridiplantae, Streptophyta, Magnoliopsida, Fagales, Fagaceae. Bases 1 to 561 code for a protein of 186 amino acids. The transcript is spliced from 5 exons.